This is a messenger RNA of Caenorhabditis sp. 36 PRJEB53466, 1551 nucleotides long. Lineage: Eukaryota; Metazoa; Nematoda; Chromadorea; Rhabditida; Rhabditidae. The record is from the annotation of a GenBank genome assembly.
AUGAGCCAAGAAUCGAAGCCUUUUCCCUUCGAAAGACCGCCCGUUCUGGCUGCUGUGCCGGCUCCUCCGGCUCUGACGGUUCGGAAAAUCGAGAACGAAGAGAUGCCGGUUCUGGAACAACAGGUGCCCCAAUUGGCUCAUUUCCAUCCUGACCGUGCUCUGAUGGAGCAAGAAGUCCGUCGUCAGCAUUUUCUCCAGCAACAGAUGUUCCAAGGUGCACCGAUGACGCAGGUUCAAGUUACGAAGAAGGCCAUGCAACUGUCUCGGAUGCUGUGCCCGUGGGGAGAGGAUGUUUAUCUGCUCAACUCGAUGCUCGUGAGUCCUUAUUCCCAUUCUCCCUGUUUUGUCAAUCCUUCAUUAUAGUUGCUCAAAGAAGAAGUGGUCGCUUUCAUGCGUUUGCAAUGGGAGCACAACAACAACAUUCCUCCGUUCCCUGCGUUCUAUAGCUCGGUCAGUACAGUGCUCCUUAUAAUCCCAACCGUAGUAUUUCAGUCGGUCUACCUUCUGCAACUUCAGACGAGCCAGAUCGGAAGACGCGUCAUCUAUCUGCCGUUUGUAGCCAAUGUCAUCGUACGUUUCGAAACCUUCGAUUAGGCUCAGAGUAACCUUUAAUUAGCGAGCUAGACUGCUGAUUUGUCAGCUGAUGGAGGUGGAAGUAAACAAAAUAGUGAGAGAAUGUAUGGAGAAUUAAUAAUAGUCUGACCGACUGAGCAGUGAGCAGUGAUAAAGCGAAAUGGAGGGAGUGAGCACUUCGGGGGUCUGAUCUUCAACAAUGCAUUGAUAGCCUUUCUAGGAAUGCACUGUUGGCCCAGUUGUAAUCUUCCGAACGGGCUCGCAGGCUUCAUCAGGUCUUGCGCAAGUCCAUGAAGAAUGCAAAGUGAGGCUCCGAUCGGAAUAUUGCAAGUGGGUCAAAAGUUCAGGCCUUCGAAAAGCCUGGGCGGGCCCUCACAAUCAUAAACAAUGCUCAGAAAGAACGGCUGCGAGAGGAUCUUCCGACGUUUCCGGGCGACUUUCCCUAUCCGUCGUUCAAGGAUAUCGUAUGCAAUUAGUGAGUUCAACUCGCCAUCCUUCCCUCUUUCCACCGUUUUUUUCAGUCUGCGUUUGCACGGUGCCCCCCAAAAUCCGAAUAUUAUAAUCGAGGCGAGGGCAACUUUCGAGGUGAUCACUGUCGAUGCCUCCUCAAAUAAUCUGUAAUAUUCAGCGUCUGAUGGGCGAAACAUUCCAUUACAUCCGUUAUUACAAUCAGAAAUACAAUCGAGCUCCGCCGCCGCCGCAGUUUUUCAUCCACGUCAGUCAUAGACAUCUUUCCAGUUUCCCUAAACUUUCGAGAAAUUCCAGUUCUGCCUCCUCUUCAGUCGUCUCGGAUUCGACCAAAUGGGCAGGAACAACGAGUCGAUAGUUACACAAGUGGUCCCGAGACUGGUGAGAAUGGGCUACGGUAGCUGCGGGAUUACUGUUCGUUCGUUUCAGAGAAGAAAUCUGCCCGAAGUGGAUGAGGCGCUGUUCGUCAAUCUGCAGAAGGCGCUGGAUGUCAACCUCACGGUGUCAUAG